This is a messenger RNA of Macrobrachium nipponense, 1341 nucleotides long. Its product is annotated as 104 kDa microneme/rhoptry antigen-like. The transcript has 3 exons. Lineage: Eukaryota; Metazoa; Arthropoda; Malacostraca; Decapoda; Palaemonidae. Bases 1 to 1341 code for a protein of 446 amino acids. The record is from RefSeq and is a predicted model, not a curated record.
AUGCGUAACUUCGUCAAGGCAGUCUCAAAUCAAGAGGGCCGCCCUGUAGGAGUUGUCAUCAAUGACGGCCUGCAUUCUUUUUAUCCCGAGCAACGCCGGGUCUCCAAAGGAGUUAAAAGGCCUCCAAAGACCUCCAAAGGAUUCCACAGACCUCCAAAGGAUUCCAAAGACCUCGUAAGGGCUUCAAAGGACUCCAAAGGACUCCAAAGGCCUCCAAAGGCCUCCAAAGGCCUCCAAAGGAUUCCGAGACCUCCAAAGGUUUUCCAAAGACCUCCAAAGGAUCUCCAAAGACCUCCGAAGGCCCCCAAAAACCUGCAAAGGUCACAAAACCCUCCAAGGGAUUCCGAAGACCUACAAAAGAUUCCAAAGACCUCCAAAGGACUUCAAAGGACUCCAAAGGGCUCCAAAAGUUUCCAAAGACCUCCAAAGGAUUCCGAAGACCUCCAAAGGACUCCAAAGAACUUCAAAGGACUCCAAAUACCUCCAAAGACCUCCAAAGGAUUCCAAAGACCUCCAAAGGACUUUAAAGGACUCCAAGAUGUGGUUCGGAAGUCACGUAAAGCCGCUUCCAAAGGCCCCCAAAGGCCUCCAAAGGAUUCCGAAGACCUCCAAAGGAUUGUAAAGACCUGCAAAGGAAUUCAAAAGACUCCAAAGGACCCCAAAGACCUACAAAGACCUCCAAAGGAUUCUGAGACCUCCAAAGGACUCAAAAAGAACUUCAAAGGACUCCCAAAUACCUCCAAAGACCUCCAAAGGAUUCUGAAGACUUCCAGAGGACUUCAAAGGACUCCAAAGAGCUUCAAAGAUCUCCGAAGGAAUCCAAAGGCCUCCAAAGGAUUCCAAAGACCUCCAAAGGACUCCAAAGAACUUCAAAGGACUCCAAAUGCCUCCAAAGACAUCAAAAGGAUUCUGAAGACCUCCAAAGGACUUCAAAGGACUCCAAAGGGCUUCAAAGAUCUCCAAAGGAAUCCAAGGAUUCCAAGACCUCCAAAGGAUUCCAAGACUCCAGAGACUUCAAAGGACUCCAAAGGGCUCCAAAAGCCUCCAAAGGCUUCCAAAGGAUUUCGAAGACCUCCAAAGGCCUCCAAAUUACUAAAAAAUCCCAAGACCACCAAAGGAUUCCAAAGACCUUUAAAGAACUUCAAAGGACUCCAAAGGACUCCAAAGGCCCCAAAGCCCUGCAAAGGAUUCCGAAGGCCUCCAAAGGCUUCCAAAUCACUAAAAAAAUCCAAAGACCUCCAAAGGAUUCCAAAGAGACCUCCGCAAAGGGCUUUCAAAGGGUACUCCACAGGGCUCCAAAAGCCCUCCAAAGACCUCCAAGGAUUCCGAAGACCUCCAUAG